CUGGGGUUUCACAGAGCGAAACAUGGCGAUAUUGGGGCUCUUGUUGUUUUGUAUGUGGAUGGAUAAACGGUACUUCUAGACACCCCAUCUCGUAUCGACACAGCUCGAACGAUAUUUGUGCACUCCGUGUCGGUUCAGCGGGUAUGAGGAGUGCUUUCCUCGGGGGACGAUGCUGAGAUCCACCGGUUUCUUCCGCGGGAUUGACUGUCCGUUUUCCACGGAGAGGAGUGACGGAAGCCGAUGCGAUAGACCGUACUGUCACUUCAGGCACAGUGGGCACAGGAGGGACUCGUGCAGCACCAGCAGUAACCGAGGCGCCAGAGAACCGUUCUCCCAGCACAAGGAGCAAGGCUACCCUUACAACCCAGAGGUUGAGGACCAGCAGAAUGGAGAGCCAGUGUCUGACCCCUUGGCUGGAGUGCUGGAGCUGGAGCUUGUCAACCGAGCCAUUGAGGCUAUGCGCAGUGAGGUUGAGCGUGAGCAGAAGAAACUGUCUCGUAUUGGGGACCAGGAGUAUGAUCCCACCACCAGUAGAAUGCAAGCAGGUGCCAAGAGGCUCAAGGCAUUGGCGGUUGCCUCUCCAUUUGAGUAUGAUCCUGGGAGCUACCAAAUGACCCCAGCUGCCAACUACAAUCCAACGCCCUGCUCCAGCAAGUACACCUUGGACUCAGAUGAGCAAAACAGUUAUGCAAAUGCCCUGGAAUAUGUCCCCACUACUGUUGUCAAGCCAGCCACAAAAAAGCUUCCCCCCUUCUCUCAAACUCCUCCUUCCAGCCCCCCAUCCUUCCCUGCCUCUUCCUCUAAGUACACACUGGACAACUCCAAACCCCCCACAGACCUAGAAUAUGACCCCCUCUCUAACUUCUCAGCACGGCCAGGGAGCAAAAACAGCAGAAGCCCAAAGGAGCCCAGAUCAGUGGGUGUUGUAGGAGCUGGAACUCUGGCCAGUAACAAAAGGCUUCACUCUGCCAUUGUGGAAAAUCAGACAACCGAUGAAGGAUAUGUGCUGUCUCCCAAGAAGUCAAGGCAACAGCCACUGCCACCUGCAGUCAUAGACUGUAAAAAGUAUUCUGCAAGCUUUUCUGAGUCUGACGAUGAGAGCUCUGGAACAGAGUACCGCCCAACCACCAUCAGUCGUCUGAAACAGAAGAGGAUCAGCACAGAGUUAGCAGAAGACCCUUUAAGAAAAGGAUGGGAGACAGGAGAGUUUGCAACAGCUGCUAAGGUAAAGCGACAGCUGAGUUUGGAAGAUAGAGAAGAGAGGUCUGGUUUGUGUGUUGUGGAGGAGUCUGGGAGCAGUGAUGUUGGCUUACCAGAUGACCAAGUGGCAGGGAAAAAGCAAUAUAAAAAUUGUGAAAAGAAAAGCAGCAAAACAUGCAGUGAGCAAAAGGAGUCCUACAAAAAGAGUAGCAGCUUGAAGAAUAAGGGAGGACAUUCCGGAGGUGAUGGGAAAAAAGCCGACACAUUCAAGAAACCAGGCAAAGCAGAAUUUAAAAAGGACGGUAGGAGUGAAGGAGGGAAGGUGGAAGAGAAGGCUCGGGUGAAAGACUGUGAUAAGAACAAGGGAGGUAAGGGUGUGAAGAAGGCCAAGAGUGAUGUAAAGGUUGAAAAAGGAGAGAAGCUGAAAGGGGACCCUGGGUCGAAGGAGAAGGAAGGAGGGGGAGGAACAACUGGCCCUAAAAGGAUCAAGGUGUCUGAUAAGAGUGGAAAGGACCCCUCCAGACUUCGUGACCAGAAGAAUGGGAAACUGGAGAACCAUCGAAUUGGGAAAGACAAGAAAGUCACAGGCCAUUGGACUGAAAGCAGCAAAGAUAAAAAGAUGCAGCCAAAGAGCUGUUUGGAUGGUAAAGUAUGUAAACCUGAGAAGCAGAGGUCUUUGAGUCAUGCCGACCUGUUCGGAGAUGAAAGUCCAGAGGAAGAGGAGCAUGUUGUGAGGAAGUCAGCAGCUGCUUUCAAGAAGAGAAGUUCACUUGAUAAGAGGACAGUCUCUGAAGUCACUAGCUCUUCCUCAGAUGAUGAAAGCAAGUCAGAGGACAGGACCGAUGAUGAGGAUGUAUAUUCAAACCUACAAGGGGACUUGGACUUUGACUCUGAUCCUAUGGAGGAGUGCCUGCGGAUUUUCAAUGAGUCAAAAGAUGUUAAGACUGAGGACAAGGGGAGGCAGGCAAAGCAGCUAACUAAGGAGGCAGAAGAUGAAGAAAACACAGAGAGCACAUUAAGCACCCUCUUCCCUGGACAGAAGAAGAGAGUCUCCCACUUUAUCACCAAAGGAAAUGUUGAACUGACAUCCAAACCUGUUGUGAGGCCUUACCGGAGACCAACGCCACAGGAAAUCUGCUAUCAGCGCAUGCAGAUAGCUCAACAGCAGGCUGCACAGUUGGCUGCAGCUGUCAAGACAUCAGAUGUUCUAGCUGGGCCCAUCUCCAGCUUCAGUGGAGAAAAGAAGAGGGUGGCACACCGCCCCUACCCAGUGUCCUCAGCCGCAAACUCUGGUGCUGCGGCGGGGAAACAGACAGCUGGCCCAUUGUUCUCCCCCAGUCAGGCUGGCCUAGCGAUGCCCUCUGUGAAGAAACAGACAUGUGCUGGUAUCCUUUCCAAAACCACUACCACGGUGCCGCAGAAGAGAGUAGCGCACACACCCACUCUGAAGAGUUCCUCCAUGAAGCGGCCCGUCAUUCCCACAGAGUUUGGCGCUAAAGUGCCAACCAAUGUCCGACAGCGAUACCUCAAUAUUUUCAUUGACGAGUGCCUUAAGUUGUGUCCCUCUGAAGAGAGUGCCUUCCAGAUGGCUCUGGAAGAGGAAAAGGUUGCGUAUGACCGCAGCAGCAGCAGGAACAUCUAUCUGAAUGUGGCCAUUAACACACUGAAGAAGCUACGUAGCAAGAGCAGCUCUUCUGCUCCACCUGUGACCAAGAAGCUUGCUGUGAAUGCCAAUAAGAAGUCUCUGUCACAUGAGGAGGUACUAGGGGGCCGCUUGGCAGCCAAGACCAGUUUUACCAUCAACAGGAUGGGCAAGCAGCAGGAGGAAGAGCUCACAGAUGCCACGCUAUACCGGAAGCUGAAGGCUUAUGUGAUGACAGAGGACCAGUUGCAAGAGCACGGCUACCCCAGACCCCACCCUGAUCGUCCAGGCCGAGCUGUAGUCCAUAACCUGCCAGAAAAGAAGAACACAGACCCCUUCGCCAGAGUCUGCUCCCGCUGUGGGACAGAGUACAAGGUCACGACCAAUGGCAACUGCGUGAGGAAAGAGGAGUGUACGCAUCACUGGGGGCGCCUACGUCGGCAGCGGGUGCCGGGAGGCUGGGAGACCCAGUACAGCUGUUGUUCUGGUGUGGUGGGUUCCCCUGGUUGCCAGGUAGCCAAGCAACAUGUGCAAGAUGGGCGAAAAGAGGCCCUAGAUGGCUAUGUGAAGACUUUCAGCAAGCCGCUGCCUGUAGAUGGAAAUGCUGGUGUCUAUGCCCUAGACUGUGAAAUGUGUUACACAAAGUUGGGACUUGAGCUAACCAGGGUGACGGUCGUCAACUCAGAGCUGAAGGUCAUCUAUGACACGUUUGUCAAGCCCGAGAGCAAAGUGGUGGACUACAACACACGGUUCUCAGGGGUCACGCCGGAGGACUUGGAGAACACCACCAUCACCUUGCGGGAUGUUCAGGCUGUGCUGCUUAGCAUGUUCAAUGCUGACACCAUCCUCAUUGGACACAGCCUGGAGAGUGACCUUUUUGCACUUAAGCUCCUCCACAACACUGUAGUGGACACAGCCAUAGUGUUCCCUCAUCGCCUGGGCUUGCCCUACAAGCGAGCGCUGCGGACCCUUAUGGCAGACUACCUCAAACGCAUCAUACAGGACAAUGUGGAGGGGCACGACUCGAGUGAGGAUGCCUGCGCUUGCAUGGAGCUGAUGAUAUGGAAGAUUCGGGAGGAUGCUAAGCAGGCCACUCAGGAGGAGAUGCUCAAGACCAAGGGCCGACUUGCAGGACUCCUAUAGCUGGGCUGCAUCGAACCUGGAACAGUGGUCGUUUGUCUUCCAGUGUUGCCAAACUCAGUAUGUAUUUCCUUUUUCUAAUGCACCACCAGCUGCUUAUAAUAACAGUUAAAAUGAAAUGCUGUAUACAGAUGAUGUUUUUUCUUAUGUGUUAUUGUUGACUCCUUUUGGUAAAACUAGUUUUAAAAAAUUACUCUGACUGUUACUACAGUGUAAAAAGCGGAAAUACUGUGACAUCUAAACUAACUGUGUAAGAUCUUAACCAAUUUGUAGCAGUAUAUUGCACGUAAUUUAAGGAUUAUGCUGGGAUGGGUUAUUCAAGUAAUUGUCCUAAUUAUGUUCCCCAUGAAAAACAAUUAUAGACAAAAAAAAGCAUAAAAACACAUACUUUAAAAACACAUGCAAACAACAAGGUAACUGUAAUUACCUUUUGAAGGCUGACAUAUAAACUUUUCUUGUUUCACAACGUUAUAUUCCAGGUAUUCCAUGCAGGGCACGGAAGAAAAUUUUACGGCACAGCGCACUGUUACUAAAUUUUACUAAAUAUAAACCGUAUUUUUUGAAAAAUUAAUAUCGUUGGCAAGAAAAAGCUGCACUUUCAAACUAUUAACUCUAAUAUAUCUCUUUUUUUCAGAAAUUUUCUCGAGGGUUAUCAUGU
Molecule: messenger RNA, 4640 nt
Organism: Scleropages formosus (Asian bonytongue)
Lineage: Eukaryota; Metazoa; Chordata; Actinopteri; Osteoglossiformes; Osteoglossidae
Gene: rexo1
Product: REX1, RNA exonuclease 1 homolog
Exons: 17
Coding region: 170-3985 (1271 amino acids)
Cellular component (GO): nucleus
Molecular function (GO): nucleic acid binding; exonuclease activity
Source: RefSeq, a predicted model, not a curated record